AUGGCCUCGCACCAAGUUGCCAUAGCAAAGGCCUCGCUUGCCGCUGGUCUUCUGCGCCCGGACCCCACUUCCGUCUCCCGCGACGAGAUCACAACCCUACACAAUUACCUCGACCGAGCACUUUCGCACUGCUCGCCCGCAAACAUCCAGACAUGCAAAAAUUGGCUUCUCGGAUAUGUUAUCCCGUCGUCUAACCGGGUUAGCCUCCUGGCAAAAUACUUGGUUGCGUUGUCGGGGUCGUUUGAGGAUGGCGCAAACAGUACCAAUGCACAAGACAAGAGCUCUCGAGAACAAGGAGGUGGACGCAAUGGACGAGGAACCUCGGCGAAACGGAAGCGGUUACAUAUCUUAUACCUGCUAAAUGAUCUUUUUCACCACACGAAAUACCAUGGUUCGUCGACUGCGGCGUUUUCGACUCUCAGCGGGUCGCUGCAGCCGCAUAUUAUCGAGAUACUGAGCUACGCUGCGUCAUACGAUCGAGAAAAGAACCCGAAGCUCCACCGACGGUUGGCGGACCUCUUGGAUAUAUGGCAGGAGCAUGGCUAUUUCAGUGCAGACUAUGUGGGAAAGCUCCGCGAGGUGGUCGCCAACUCUGCUGUGUCUGGCCCUGUCAGGACGUCGGCUACUCCUGGCGCCGGAACUGCAGAGUCAGAGCGUAAGAUUCCGCGAGAUGCGCCAUUUGUGAUGCCUCCGACUCAUGGUGAUCCAUCGACACCUUAUUACGAUUUGCCGGCCGGCAACCUCAUGCCGCAUAUAAUACCGAACUCAACAAUCCCUCUUCGGCCUGACAUGAUCAAGCCUCUGCAGUUUCUAGCUGGCCCCGCUGAUGAGAAGCUGGUGAAUGCGCUCAAGGUCUUUUUCAAAGACGUCGAUCGGAUAUACGGUUCUACUGAGCUAGAUCGGAAAGAGGGUGAAGUUGUAGACGUGGACGAGCUCGGUCAGACUGUUAUUCGCGACGCUGCCACGGGAGAAAUCCUAGAAGGCGAAACGUACUACGGCUGGUCCCGCGCGUUCUGCCAGCAAAUGAAGAAGAGAAACGCUGGGGACAACCGCAGCCCACGACGCAGUGAGAGCCGAAGCCGCAGUCCUCCUAAGCGCAGACGGUUUAGCAAUAGCAGCAACGACAGCAGAUAUGACAGCACAUCGCGGAGCCGCACCCCAGCCCGCCGAAAUAGGCGCUACGACUCUCGUUCACCAUCUCGAAACCGUUCAUACCCGAGGUCUCCUCCGCGCGAGAAAUCCUACUCACCACCCCCACCUCCUGCUCAACACCAUCAACCGCAACACCGGCCCCAGCACCCCUAUCCACCCCCUCAACACAUCAACUCCUAUGGCGCACCCUCGGGCUACCCUCCACAACAACCCCAGAUGCCAUUCCCAAUGCCACUAGGCGGUGGCGCGUUUCCCCCACCACCUCCGCCAAAUCACCAAGGCCCGUGGCCUCCGCCACCGCCGCCCAUGGGCAACUUCCCCAACUUUCCCCCGCCAUUCCCGCAGCAGAUGCCGCCACAGCCGCAGAUGCCACCGGGAUCAUAUAACUUUCCCCCUGCCCCUCCACCUGGCGGACAGGGCUGGCAUCCGCCGCCGCCUCCAACGGGUGGGCGGGGAUGGCGUUGA
Messenger RNA from Aspergillus calidoustus, 1617 nucleotides. The record is from the annotation of a GenBank genome assembly. NCBI's taxonomy places the organism in Eukaryota, Fungi, Ascomycota, Eurotiomycetes, Eurotiales, Aspergillaceae.